Gavialis gangeticus (Gharial) is the source of this 2444-nucleotide messenger RNA. RefSeq names its product zinc finger and SCAN domain-containing protein 12-like. Gene Ontology annotation, molecular function: RNA polymerase II transcription regulatory region sequence-specific DNA binding; DNA-binding transcription factor activity, RNA polymerase II-specific. The record is from RefSeq and is a predicted model, not a curated record. The transcript has 2 exons. NCBI's taxonomy places the organism in Eukaryota, Metazoa, Chordata, Crocodylia, Gavialidae. Gene Ontology annotation, cellular component: nucleus. Bases 825 to 1988 code for a protein of 387 amino acids. Gene Ontology annotation, biological process: regulation of transcription by RNA polymerase II.
AUUUUUUAAAUUUGUUCAUGACUCUUUCAUAUAUUUUUGCAACCCACUUUUGAGUCGCGACCCAUGGGUUGAGAGACGCUGUUUUAAACUACACUUGAUAUCGGCACAUUCCUUGCAAGAAUUUCAUGUGGUUCAGAGAGAUUCCUCUGGGUCAGUUCAGACAGCUCCUGUCCAGUGCCAUUUGUAAAGAGAGCUUUUCCAGGAAAUUUAAAGAUAUUCUGGGUGGCCAGCUGUAGAGAAUUCUUAUGCCUAUAGUGUGUAUAGGGUCCGACAGAACAACAUACAAGAAUAACAGCCUUAAAGAUUAUUGUUAUUUUUCUAACAUAGAAUUCUUGAUCAAAACACCUCAUUCUGAGGAAUGAAUUUGUCUUGUAUUACCAUCCUCAUCUUACUUUGCCAGCUUUUUACCAAAAUUAUUUGCCCAUUGCAGCCUAGCCAUUUCCUGUAGUUGUAUCUGACUUGUAUUAUUUCUGUAGUUGUACCUUUUUCUCUGACAAAUUAUUUCUCCAGAAUUAUGUCUCUUUCUUCUCUAUGUGGUGCCAGCUGAUUGUUGUCGAGUGGUCUGGAAAGUCCUGAAGAGCUUCAUAAUUAUGAGCUGUGGUGAUGGGCCAAAGCAAUCACAGUGCUUCAUUGUCUCAGAUGACCUGUAAGGGAGCAGUAUGUGCACAUACAGCUUCUUUGGGCUCCGCCUCCGCAUACAGCUGCUUAUUGCUACAGGGGAAGGCUGUGAUAUGAACUGCGGACCAGCCAUGAAAGACUCUUAAGUUCCUGGUGAGCUUACACCCAACUAAGCCAUAUGUGAAAACAGUGCAUGACAUCACAGGAUGGAUGUGGAGGCGGACUGGGAGUCUGAUAAUGACACUUGUGACACAGGUGAAGAGCAUUCAGAUGAGUCCAGCCAGACCUCUGACCAGGGAGCUUGUAAAUCUAGUCUUCAGCUCAAGGUUGAGGUAGACUACUCACAACCAUCCAGUUGUAGUUGCAGCCCUGCUGGACCUUCAGGUAAGCAAGAACUCCCUGUAGAAUUACAGUGUGAAGAUGAAGAAACUUAUGAGACCUAUUAUCAGAAGAGAGGUGAGACCACAACUGGGGUCUUUGUCACCUCCAGCACCAACUUUGACCUGCAAUGUGAAGAUGAGGAUCUGGAACUCUAUUCCUCAGAGCAGUCAGAGGAACCUCAGGGUGGAUUAAGUGAGGAUGAUGAAAACACCAUUCUGAUUGAGGAUUUUGAUGAGGAGGAACUAGAGCCCAUCUCUGGAGAAGCUUAUCGAUGCAAGAAGUGUGGUACUUCUUUUCAGGACCUGAGUGAAUUACAGGAACACAAGCAAAUCCACUUGACAGAGAAUUCAUAUCGAUGCCCAGUCUGUGGCAAGGAGUUCUUCCGAGCUGCAAACUUACGAAUGCAUAAGCUCAUUCAUUCUAGUGAAAGGCCGCACAAAUGUCCAGAGUGUGACAAAGGUUUCAUCCGCACGGCUGAUGUCUGGAGGCACCUACGCAACGUACACAAGAUAGAGCGCUCUAUGGUAAUUUUGGGAAGUGGUAUGGUUAGGAACCCAUGGUCCACUGUGCACCGAAACCAGCAUGGUAAUGGGGACAGUGAUCAACAGUUUUCAGAAAACCAGAAGUCUGGGGAAGAAGAGUCAAAAUGUUAUAUCUGCCCCACAUGUGGCAAAGGUUUCCGUAAACCCAAUCUGCUAUCCAAACAUAAGGUGAUCCACCGGCAAGACAAACCAUAUAAAUGCCAGGAAUGUGGCAUGGCCUUUGUCCAACUACUUAGACUAAAAAGGCACCAGCAGACUCAUUCUGGAGAGCGCCCUUUCUAUUGUGAAGAGUGUGGAGGGACUUUCACACGCCUGGCAUCGCUACAGCGCCACCAACGGAUCCAUACUGGGGAGAAACCCUAUUCUUGUGCUUACUGUGGUCAUUCCUUCACUGAGUCAGGUACACUAAGGAGGCAUGAGCGAACACAUAGGAUGGACAAAUCUUAGUGUGUAGGCCUCUGUGAAUGCAGUCUUCAUUAUUUCCCUUUACCUGAAUGAGACCUGUUCAGCUAUGUUAGAAGAUCUGCCCCAUGCUGCACACAGAGGCCAAUCCAGAGCCCCCUUCCUAAAGAUGGCCAGUAUAACCCUAGUAAAGAUACACAGCUGCAUAAGGAGCUCUAUGAUCUCUGACCACAAAGAUGGUGCUGACUGUUUUUGAACCCAUCCUUAUCAGUUAAAAAAGGAAAUAGCUUUCAUUGCCAUUGUGUAAUGGAGGAGAUAUUUUAAGCAUAGAGUCCCUUACAAGUGCUAUGCAUUGUCAUAAAUGACCCGACUGGUGGGUGGGAAUCAAAUUCAGCUUUUCUCAAGGAUUUUAUUAGUUAAAUAAGUGAUUCCCAACCAGGAUGCCUCACGAUCCUUUCAAGGGUGCAAUAUUAGCACGGUUAGGUGUGCAAACAUGAUUCA